UUGUGAUGGAGCUAUCAGAACUAAUAGAAAAAAGCCGUAUAGAUGGAGUCUUUCUUUGUGAAGGGCCGAGGCCACCACAAAAAGGGUCGUUGGCUUUGACCGGUCAUCAUUUGAUUUUCUCGCCAGAGAAGACUGAUUGGAAUUCACAAAUAAUUGGUGAGAAUGGACUAUUGCAUCGAGCUGUGGACCGAGUUCUUGUUGAGCAGGUAAAUAGAAAUCCUAAUGUCAAGCAAGGUGCCUAUCUUCGACUGAAAUGUAAAAAUUUUUUGCAUAUUUGCUUUGAACUUGAUGAUUUACACGACUGUCAUCUUGUCGCAAGAUCAAUUGAAACAUUAUCAAAUCCUAGUGGUAUUAAACAUGAUUAUCCUUUUUAUUAUCGGUGUCCUUUUACUAUUCUUGACGAUGGUUGGAGAGCAUAUGUCAUAGAAGACAAAUUUUCUAAACUACAAUUGUUGACUGGGGAACGCUUCCGAAUCAGCUCUGUCAACAAAGAUUUUGAGACUUGUUCUUCCUAUCCCGAGCAAGUUAUUGUCCCAAAAGGAAUUGGCGAUGACUAUCUUCGAAUAUCUGCUACAUUUCGGAGUGGUGGACGUUUUCCAGUUUUAAGUUAUUAUCAUCAGAGGACCAAAUCCACAAUUUAUCGAUGCGGCCAGCCAUUAAUCGGACCAACAAGCAGGCGAUGUAAAGAGGAUGAAGUCAUUUUAAAUUCAAUGCUUUCAAAAUUUUCCCAAGGAUUAAUUUAUGAUACAAGGUCAAAACUAACUGCACAGACAAGUCGAGGAAGAGGUGGCGGUUGUGAAAGUCAAAUGUAUUAUUCGAAAUGGAAAUAUGUUAAUGGAAAUGUGCCAAGGAUAAAAGAUUUGCAUGAAUCAUUAACACGUUUAAUUGAAGCAUGUAUUGAAAACCCAGUCUCCUUCCUUUCACGGCUUGCAAACUGUGGAUGGCUACAAUAUAUUACAGAUACUUUGACUGGAGCAGCAACGGUUGCACAAAUUGUACAUUGUAUGGAUGAAGUUUCAGAAGUUCCUGUGCUCGUGCAUGGAGGAGAUGGAACAGAUUCAACUCUUUUAGUCACUUCACUUGCACGGCUUAUAUUAGAUCUAGAUGCUAGAACGAUUCGUGGUUUUCAAUCAUUAAUUGAAGAUGAAUGGACGGGCGCUGGUCAUCCGUUUAGUAUUCGUUGUGCUCAUUCAUCAUUUGCAACUGGCACACUUACAGGACCACAUGAAUCACCGGUUUUUCUAUCCUUUUUGGAUUGUGUUUGGCAACUAAUGCGACAAUAUCCUUCUUGUUUUGAAUUUAAUGAACAAUUUUUAAUUUUUUUAUUUGAGCAUGCUUAUGCAUCAGAGUUUGGAACUUUUUUGGGAAAUAAUGAACAGGAGAAGAAAAAUUUUAGUGUUAAGACACACACAGUUUCUUUAUGGUCAUAUGUGAAUCAUCCUGCUGUGCUUCCUGCCUUUCUCAAUUACCUUUAUCGGCCCUAUGAUCAACCAACUUGGCCUUCAGUCGCUCCACAAAGCAUUAUUCUCUGGGAACGAAUUUAUCUACGUUGGCAAAGGAAUUGGUCUCAAUUCGAUCGAACGCUUCAAACUCUAAAUUCUUGGAAACAAGAUGAGAAACGUCUUGUUGCGAGAUUGCAAGCAUUACAACAACAGCAAAGCGAGCAAUCUAGAAGUAUUUCUGCGUGUUCAACAAUCACUUCUACAGAAGCUCAACAACAUUCUAAUUCUCAUUUAUUACAAAAUGAAGCCAAAAUAAUCUUACCGCAUAAUCCUUUUGCUUUAGAGAAUCUCGUAAAAAUGGAUCAUUUAAAUAUUACAAGUUUUGAUAAUGAAACUGAUGGAGAAGGAUUUGAGGUUGUGGAGGAUGCAGCAAAUAAUGAUGGACACACACUUGGCAAAAGAACGGCAAAGGCAACCGUAAAUUCCUCCACUGCUUCUAUGCUAAAUGGUGCAAAACAAACAGCGCGGCAGUUUCUUCAAAAGUUGGGACCUUCCUUUAUAUGA
Messenger RNA from Meloidogyne enterolobii, 2006 nucleotides. The record is from the annotation of a GenBank genome assembly. Lineage: Eukaryota; Metazoa; Nematoda; Chromadorea; Rhabditida; Meloidogynidae.